AUGGACUACAAUAAGCCUCUCGACCUUCUUCACAUGGCGGGAGAGACUGAUUGGGUGGAGAGGGUGAAUAUGGCUUGCGUGGAUGGACGUCUCUGCAGUUGGGCUACUGGACUUCAACCCCAAAAUUUCUCAUGUCGGCUAGAUUGUGGGUUCCUGAAUGGCUCAUACAAUAUAGGCCAAAAGCUUGUCUUUGAUGACGGAACAACCUGGUUACUUCGCCUACCUCGUGCUGGCAGCGUUUCUCCAGAUUAUGCGGACGAAAAGGUAGCGAUGGAGGUGGAAACUCUUCAUCUUAUUCGGGGGAAGACAUCGUUACCCGUCCCAGAGAUGUAUGCCUGGGGUCUUGCAAGGGAGAAUCAACUUGGGUUGGGCCCUUUCAUGAUGAUGAACUUUUAUCGACGGCAUCUGCCUUGGUGA
Molecule: messenger RNA, 417 nt
Organism: Aspergillus bombycis
Lineage: Eukaryota; Fungi; Ascomycota; Eurotiomycetes; Eurotiales; Aspergillaceae
Product: phosphotransferase enzyme family protein
Exons: 1
Coding region: 1-417 (138 amino acids)
Source: RefSeq, a predicted model, not a curated record